CCCUAGCAGGAGACUUCGCAGUGUGCGAGAGACCGAUCACGUACGAGAGUAGUCAGUGGGGUGCUCUCUCGCGGUGUGCUCGUGGGCCCACGCGGAUCCCUCCUGUUCCUCACGCACGUAGAGGCCACGCAGCCACUCGCGUCUCUUUCAUCGUCGACGUGAUCCAUCGACGUCGUCCACGUCGCCGUUCACAUCGGUGUGCGCUAGGGCGUGCAGCAUUUGGGGGUGUCCGGUUCGCGCGCCGGAGGUCUGAACGCUCAGAGGUCGGGACGAUUUACGUGUGAUUCAGGAAGCAACGACACGACAGCAUCAUGGCGUUCGCCGGGCUCAAGAAGCAAAUCAACAAAGCGAAUCAGUACAUGACAGAGAAAAUGGGCGGAGCGGAGGGAACGAAGCUCGAUGUCGAUUUCGUGGAUAUGGAGAGGAAAACAGACGUCACGUACGAGCUUGUGGAGGAGCUACAGAUGAAGACGAAGGAGUUCCUUCAACCAAACCCGACAGCAAGAGCGAAGAUGGCUGCAGUCAAAGGUAUAAGCAAGCUCAGCGGUCAGGCAAAGGCGUCCACUUAUCCUCAGCCGGAAGGUGUACUUGGCGAUUGCAUGCUCACUUAUGGCAAGAAAAUGGGCGAAGACAGUAUUUUUGCCCAGGCUCUCAUUGAAAUGGGCGAAGCCAUGAAGCAGAUGGCAGACGUGAAGUAUUCUUUGGACGAUAACAUCAAGCAAAACUUCCUCGAGCCACUGCACCAUCUGCAGCUCAAAGAUCUCAAAGAAGUGAUGCACCAUCGGAAGAAACUGCAAGGCCGUAGACUGGACUUUGAUUGCAAGCGAAGACGCCAGGCAAAAGCAACUGGAAAAAGAUCCGUCAGUCCGCAUUUUGGAAGUCCUGCGCGAUUGGGCAUCUCGUCGCCAUAUACUGGUUCUCACGUUUCAGACGACGAGAUUCGUCAAGCUGAAGAGAAGUUCGAAGAGAGUCUCCAUUUGGCACAGAUGGGCAUGUUUAAUCUGCUGGCGAACGACGUCGAACAAGUGGCACAAUUGGCAACUUUCAGUGAGGCUCUUCUUGAAUAUCAUCAACAGUGCACUGAGGUCCUCAGGGGAUUGACGGAAACACUUUUGGAAAAGAAAGAGGAGGCCGUACAUAGACCAAAGAUGGAAUUUGUGCCGAAGACACUGGCGGAUCUGCACGUGGAUAGUGGAUUGCCGACGUCGGACCAUAUGAACGGGGCAAGUCGGGCCGGCUCUCCGAUUGCGGACGGGAAGCGCUCGCAGCUCGAGCUAUUUCCGGCCGGAAACCCGCCACAAUCUACCAAUGCUUCACCUUUGCCCUCGCCGAGCAAAUCACCAGCGAGAACGCCGAUGACACAGAGAACGCCGUGCUGCACAGCUCUGUACGACUUCGAGCCCGAGAAUCCUGGGGAACUUGGAUUUAAGGAGAACGACACGAUCACCUUGACUCAGAAGAUCGACGAGAAUUGGUUUGAGGGCAGCCUGGACGGCCGCACCGGUUACUUCCCUGUGACCUACGUGCAGGUCGUAGUGCCAUUACCCUAAGAGGACGCCGCGCAUCUCGAAGCCAAAGACCCAGCGUAUUCGUUCACUAGCGUCUACCAUUACAGGAUUACUCUGCUCUCCAGCUAGCCUAAAACCUAGACGACCUUUCGACGACUUAUCUUUAUCUAUCUAUUGUCACUUACGUUGCGAUUUCCAGCUUACGUCCAAGACACGAUCCCGAGUUUCUCUAGACUUUUCUCCCCGUCCUCUACACAGAGACCCCCUCCCCUUCCCUGCAGACCCAAGAAUAGACCUCUCUUACGCAUGUUAAUGUACAUAUAUAAUGUUAUAGUGUAUUUUAUCGACGUAAGGACCUUCGCGCGCGCAGAGAUAUGCACACAUACACACAAAUGCAUACCCAGGAAGUACGUGCAUAGAUACAUAUAGACGUAUUAUACAUAUAUAUAUACAGAUACAAAACACGUAAAUACCUAUGUUAAUACGUACACAUACAUAUACACACAUAUAUACACACGCAUAUACAGACAUCAAAGUACCUACGAUAGCAGUUCACUGUCAAGGGCGGCUCUCUCCUCAUCUCUACUUUUCUACAUUUUAUCUUCCGUCUCGUCGAGAUGCUUUCGGGAUAUUUUCAAUACAGUUCGAGUGCACAAAGGAAGAAAAUCGAGCCUAGCGUGAAUCGAUUUAUGGCGGAGUGCGAAUUUUCCGAUAGUUCCCUCUGGCAUUUAAUUAAUUUUGCCACCGAAAGUGUCGUGUCGUUCCGAUAACGAACCGAUAACUCGGCACUCGUUUGCUCUAUUGCAAGCUAUACGUUGUCCGGAUAUUACGUAUCGCUUGUGGAUUUCGGACGGGGUGAGAUUAUUCCAGUCGAUUGAAUUCGUCGUUAAGGUAAGU
Messenger RNA from Mycetomoellerius zeteki, 2405 nucleotides. RefSeq names its product SH3 domain containing GRB2 like, endophilin-A (gene EndoA). Gene Ontology annotation, biological process: synaptic vesicle uncoating. The coding region runs from base 312 to 1550 and encodes 412 amino acids. Lineage: Eukaryota; Metazoa; Arthropoda; Insecta; Hymenoptera; Formicidae. Gene Ontology annotation, cellular component: cytoplasm; glutamatergic synapse; presynapse. Gene Ontology annotation, molecular function: protein binding. The transcript has 13 exons. The record is from RefSeq and is a predicted model, not a curated record.